Molecule: messenger RNA, 525 nt
Organism: Rangifer tarandus platyrhynchus (Svalbard reindeer)
Lineage: Eukaryota; Metazoa; Chordata; Mammalia; Artiodactyla; Cervidae
Source: the annotation of a GenBank genome assembly
AUGCUCCCCGAUCUGCCACCCGCAGAACUGGUCCGGCAGCUGGGUGGGGCGGGGCGGGGCGGACGCGCCACGUCUCGUGACGAAUCAACAGCGCUGGGCAUGAUUCAAAAGACCGAGGAGCCAAUAGGAACCCUGGGAGGGGCGGGGCGAGGAGAGGGCAGGGUCGGGGAUGCGCGCGCCCGGGCCGCGGGAUCGCGGAGCGCGAGAGCACGAGAGCGGGCAGUGUCGCGCGCGCGGAACCGCCGCCGGGUUGCUGCUCCGCGACUCUCCCCUAGUCGUUCGCGUUCCCGCAGGAUCACCGAGCAGGUGAGCUCCCGAAACCCCGCCCCGCUCCCCUCAGCGCGGUCUCCAAGGGAUCUGGGGGAGGCCAGCGGGGAGGGUGCGGCGGAUGGGCAGGGGUCCCGGGGCGCCUGGCGUGGAGCGGCGGCUUCGCCCUCCCCUUCUCCGGGUCGGUCGGGGCGGCUGCUGGCGAGGCUCGAAGUGCGCCCGGCCCGGCCAGCUGCGGAAAUGAAGCUGUGGUUUUAA